AUGGUGGUGCAACAGCGACUGUACUUGGAGGGAUCGGAAAGCGAACAUUCCAUCAUCAAUGUCGAAGAGAUCGGGCUCUGGCGCGUCUCAAGAACGCAGUCCCAAGAAGAAAAGGGACUCAUUGCUGCCGAUCAAUCUCGCCUUGAUCUGUAUUUCUCCAGCCCAACAAACGGUCAUCCCGGUCGUGAAGGGACAGACCAUAAGAAGGAGCCUCAACUUCGGCUCGCCAAACCCGGAGAGGGACCGCAUAAUACAGAGAUCAUAGAUGUCGAUUUGUUGGAUGAAGAUGCUUUACCGACAGUAGCAAGCGGGUCGUCUCCUGCGCCCGCUCGCCCACCGUCAUCACCUCGAAGGACGCUCAAUGUCAAUGUUCCGGAAAUCGCGGUGUCAGAUAUCGAAUACAGCACGCUAACAACAGAUUCCUCAACCUUUCGGUCGGAGACACCUCAGUUGCAAGCAGGACACGCCGUGCCGUACUCUUUUCUUGCCCACGCCUUGUCGGAGCUCUCGUCGACGCGAUCUAGAAUUUCGAUAUUGAACAUUCUAACGAAUGCAAUCAGAGUCAUCAUCGAGUAUCACUCCCCAUCGCUACUUCCUGCCAUAUACCUCCUUUCAAACACCCUUUCUCCGCCAUAUUCCCCGGUGGAAUUAGGACUUGGCCCGUCGGUCAUUUCGAAGGCCAUUCAGCAUGUAUCUGGUCUGUCUUCGGGAGCAUUGAAACGCCUAUACACGUCUACGGGUGACGUCGGUGAUGUUGCCUUCCAGGCCAAGUCCAAAGUCCGUACUCUAGUGCCUCAUCCCAGUUUGACCGCAUCCAUGGUAUAUUCAACACUCCUCCAAAUAUCAAAAUGUGCUGGCCAAGGUGCUGCAGCCAAGAAACAAGGUCUGGUUGAACGGUUGCUUGUUUCUGCUAAGGGCGAAGAAGUGCGAUAUCUCGUGCGGACGCUCUCUCAAAACCUCCGAGUUGGCGCCGUUAGGACAUCUAUUUUCAUUGCAUUAGCUCGGGCAAUGGUUCUUGUGAAGCCAUCCAGCACUCUUUACUCUUCGGAGCAUUGCAUUGACCCUACUCUGCUGAAGCGUGUAGACUUAGACAAGAAGAACAAAAAGGCAAACACGGUGAAAGACAUGGUGAAAGAGAAAUUCAAGGCUGCUGAAGGCCUUAUACGCCGGGUUUACGCACAACAUCCCAGUUACGAUGACAUUAUCAACGCCUUGCUGGAGAGUGGCUUGGAAGGACUUUCGGCGAAAGUCCCCCUUACAGUAGGAAUUCCUCUGCAUCCUACUUUAGGGUCUCCAGCUCGUUCCCUUUCUGAGGUUUACACGUUAUUGAACGGCCGAGAAUUUACGGCCGAGUACAAGUACGACGGUCAGCGAGCUCAGAUACACGCAUCCAAGCAGGUCGAUGAUACUGUGAACGUGCAUAUCUUUUCCAGACAUCUUGAAGAUAUGACGACAAAGUAUCCGGACAUUAUUGCCUUAGUGGAAGUAUUUUUCUCAACACGACCGGACCUCCGUUCCUUCAUCAUGGAUUCCGAAGUUGUUGCCAUCAAUCCUCAUAACGGCAGUUUGAAAACAUUCCAAGAAUUAAGCUAUCGAGCGCGGAAGGAUGUCCUAAUCAAGGAUGUAGGAGUUCAAGUCGGUGUUUUUGCUUUCGACCUCAUGUUCCUGGACGGCGAGAUUUUGUUAUCCCGGCCCCUGCGGGAGCGGAGAACACUCCUUCGCCUUAAUUUCGCUCCCUGUACCCCUCAAGAGCAAAGUGUUGCGCGGUUCGACCACGUUACCUCUUGCGAGAGCAAUUCAGGGAAAGAAAAUGUUGAAGAAUUUUGGGAAAAGGCCAUCGAAAGCCGUUGUGAGGGUCUCAUGAUCAAGGUCAGAUCAGUCACCGUUCAGUUCUUUUCCCUCAGCAAUAAUCCCGUCUGGGGUACCCAGGUACUGGAUAAUGAGGGCCAACCGGAUGUGAGUGUCCAAACCCGAAGGAAACCCUUGCCUGCGACAUAUGAGCCAGACAAGCGAACAACGGCAUGGUUAAAACUGAAAAAGGAUUAUGUCGACGGUUUGGGUGAUUCCCUUGAUCUCAUUCCAAUUGGUGCUUGGCAUGGAAAUGGCAGAAAGGCAGCUUGGUGGAGUCCCAUACUUCUCGGUGUUUGGGACGCAGAAAGUGGCCGUGCUGUUGCUGUUUGCAAGUGCAUGUCAGGUUUUUCGGAUCAGUUUUACAAAGAAUUAACAGAGCGAUACAAAAUACACGAACAAUCAUCGGUAUGUUCGAACCGUCCCACCUGGGCGUGUGACAUGGGUGGAUACAGGCCCCACGUAUACUUCAAACCUCAGGAAGUGUGGGAGAUUCGAGGAGCAGACAUCACCAUCAGCCCGACGUCAGUCGCAGCGUUGGGCUUAGCAAAUCCAUCGCGUGGCCUUAGCCUGCGCUUCCCUAGAUUUAUCAAGGUGAGCGAGGAUAAGGGCGUCAUGCAAGCAAGCACGCCACAAUUCCUUGCAGACCUCUGGAGAAAGCAAGAUGAUAGAGGUCUCGAGGGCGUAGAUGAUGGACUGAUAGAUGUGGAUCUGAGUGACGAUAUAGCCGAGUCAGAAGAAGAAUCUGACGACUGUAACUCUUAA
This is a messenger RNA of Pleurotus ostreatus (oyster mushroom), 2613 nucleotides long. RefSeq lists its product as uncharacterized. Bases 1 to 2613 code for a protein of 870 amino acids. Gene Ontology annotation, molecular function: DNA ligase (ATP) activity; DNA binding; ATP binding. The record is from RefSeq and is a predicted model, not a curated record. The transcript has 10 exons. Lineage: Eukaryota; Fungi; Basidiomycota; Agaricomycetes; Agaricales; Pleurotaceae. Gene Ontology annotation, biological process: lagging strand elongation; double-strand break repair via alternative nonhomologous end joining; DNA recombination. Gene Ontology annotation, cellular component: DNA ligase III-XRCC1 complex.